This is a messenger RNA of Cuscuta europaea, 376 nucleotides long. The record is from the annotation of a GenBank genome assembly. NCBI's taxonomy places the organism in Eukaryota, Viridiplantae, Streptophyta, Magnoliopsida, Solanales, Convolvulaceae.
GAAACCCAAAUAUGUGAUACCGCUUAGUGGAACCCCUGCUUUGUCAAGACCAAUUGAGCUUUUUAAACAGCUGGAGGCACUAUAUCCUGAUGUUUACAAGAAUGUUCACGAGUAUGGUAACCGUUAUUGCAAGGGUGGCACUUUUGGAAUUUAUCAAGGGGCCAAUAAUCAUGAAGAGCUGCACAACUUGAUGAAAGCAACUGUUAUGAUUCGCAGACUAAAAAAGGAUGUUCUCCCGCAGCUUCCAGUAAAGCGCAGGCAACAGGUUUUCUUAAACGUGGAAGAAAAGGAGAUGAAGUGUAUCAAUGCUUUAUUCUGUGAGUUGGAAAUUGUCAAAGAAAAAAUUAAAUCAAGCCAAUCCAAGGAUGAUCGUGAG